Anolis sagrei ordinatus is the source of this 2042-nucleotide messenger RNA. The record is from RefSeq and is a predicted model, not a curated record. Lineage: Eukaryota; Metazoa; Chordata; Lepidosauria; Squamata; Anolidae.
GGAGGGGGCAUGGCUCCACCUUCCCGGCCUCCGAUUGGCCAGCUGGGAUACAGGGCUGGCAAAGGACCUGAUGCUGAUGCUGAUGCUGCGGAGGCUUUUCUCUCCUCCUCUUCCUCCUCCUCCUCCUGCGAUGGAGGCCCUUUUCGGGGAUCCGGGCCGGCAAAGAGAGAAGAGGUCAAGCGCCGGAGGAGGAGGAGAAAAUGUGCAUAGAGUUUGGCCGCAGAUGUAAGAAGAUCCGAGGGACACAUCUCUUUUUCCAGCCACGCCAUGAAGAAGCAGGUGACCCUGAUGGAGGCCCCUCGAGGAGGAGUCGGAGUCGGCGGAGGAGGAAGGGUCAUCACCAAGGAAGCCCAGUACGUGGGAUCCUUUGUGGUGGAAGAGGCCGAACUUCAGCAGAAGGCCCAGGCCAUCCAUGAGCAGCUCCACAAGCUCAAGGACUGUCCCCGGAGGAGGCCGGUGGCCCUCAAGUUCUGCCUGCAGGGAAUCAAGAUGUACAGCGCAGAAAAGGAGGAGGUCCUGCUCAUGGCCCACGCCUUGAGGCGCAUCUUCUUCAGCACUUGCCGCCCGGCCGAUGGCCAGUUCGCCUUUGUCUCCCGGAACCCGCGCAGCUCCCAGCUCUUCUGCCAUGUGUUUGUGGGCAGCCAACCCUGCGAGGUCCAAGCGCUGCACUUGUUACUCUGCCGCUGCUUCCAGUUGUGCUUCCUGCGGCGGCACCCAGAAACCCAGGCCCAGCCCCCCGAUGCCCAAGAGGCUGCCGCCGCCACCGUGGCCCCUGAGGUGGCAGGAGGGGGUCUGCUGGGGUCCCCGGUGCUGUGGGAGACCCUUGACCCGGAGGAGGUCUCCCAGAACGUCAAUGCCCUCGUCUCCUUCCAGAGGCUCCUCCUCAGCCCCGCCGGCCUCGCCUCCUCCAUCAGCGUGAGUGAGCGGCUGGACCUGGAGGGCCAGGGCCGUGGGCGUGUGGGGGCUCCUGGCCCCGGGAACCCCUACUGCUCCCCGAUCCUGGUGCGCAAGAAGGCCAUCCGCAGCAAGAUCCUGCGCUCCGGCGCCUACCGCGGCUGCACCUUCGAUGUCCCCUUCCAGCCCUGUGCUCAGGAGACCCUUCACCCCACCAGUCGAGACAACAAGGGGAGCAACAGCGCCACUGCACUUAGUUUGCCGGAAGACGAGAGCUCCCUGAUGGAGGACGUCUGGUCCUUCGCCGGCAUCGAUAGGGAGGCCGGGAUGGCGCUGCUCCGGAGGGACGUCCUGGGCGCCUUCCUCCUCUGGGCCGAGCCAGGCUCCUCCGACCAGUGGCGCCUCUCGGUGCGCACGCGCUGCGGGGUCAUCCCUUACCAGAUGUAUCGGAGCCAGGUCGGGUCCUUCUCGGUGGAGCACCUGAACGCAGCCUUCCCCAGCAUGGAGGCCCUGCUGGAGCACUACGCCGGCACUCAGGGUGGCCUCUUCUGCUCCUUGGAGUCUGGACGGGUCAACCACUGCUUCCAAGAAGAGGAAGAGGAGGAAGAGGAGGCGGUGGUCAUCCCGAGGGGGGUCCGGGGACGGCGCAAGGCCUCCUGGCUGCAGGCGGGCAGCAAGUCCCUGGCCGUGGGCCUAUAGGAGAAGCAGAAGGGAAUCAUAAUAAUCUAUUUUCAAUAGACUCAACCUUCCCCGUGGGACUCCUCAGGCCGCAGCAAAUGGCUGCCUCUUCCUGGUGUGUCAACUGUGAAUCGCCCCUCAAACCCUUUCCUGUUCUUCUAGAAAUUCAGGGAUUUGCCAAGAUGUCUAUACUUCAAAGAGAACCCCAAAGAGAGAUGGAAGCUUGGCUACUACCAUCGUGAUCUUUUGUUGGCCUUUCCCUUUGCUGCUAUUCAACCAUCUAUAUUUAUGCCCGUAUGAAUAGAGAAAUAUAUCAUUAUAUUAUAUUAUAUUUUUAUCGUUGGGAAGCGAAUUCUAUGGGAGAGGCCAAAUGGGGAAAGGAUAAUAAUAAUAUUAUUGUUAAUUAUUAUUUGCAUUGUGUCAAUAAGAUUAUUAUUAUUUGCAUUAUGUCAAUAAAUUAUUAUUAUUUG